Miniopterus natalensis is the source of this 3572-nucleotide messenger RNA. RefSeq names its product nucleolar protein 8 (gene NOL8). Gene Ontology annotation, molecular function: RNA binding. The record is from RefSeq and is a predicted model, not a curated record. Gene Ontology annotation, biological process: protein localization to nucleolus. Lineage: Eukaryota; Metazoa; Chordata; Mammalia; Chiroptera; Miniopteridae. Gene Ontology annotation, cellular component: nucleolus.
AAAUUGGUUUUCCUACCAGAACACACUGAGUGUAUGCCCAGCCUUUAUGAAAGCCAACAGAGAAACAAAGCGCCUUUUUGUGGGUGGCCUUGGCCAGAGCAUUUCUGAGAUGGACCUACAAAAUCAGUUUAGCAGAUUUGGAGAAGUUUCUGAUGUGGAGAUCAUCACUCGGAAAGAUGACCAAGGAAACCCACAGAAAGUCUUUGCAUAUAUCAACAUCAGAGUAGCAGAAACAGACCUGAAAAAAUGUAUGUCUGUUUUAAAUAAUACAAAAUGGAAAGGUGGAACACUACAAAUCCAAUUAGCAAAAGAAAGUUUUUUGCACAGAUUGGCCCGAGAGAGAGAAGAAGCCAAAGCAAAGAAGGAAAGAUCAACAGUAGGCAACAGCAGCUUGUCAGAGAGGAUGGGGAUGGUGGACUUCCCUGGGAAAGCUGUGCCAGGGACAGAAGUACCCGGGCACAAAAAUUGGGUUGUGAGUAAAUUUGGAAGAGUCUUACCUGUUCUUCAUCUGAAAAAUCAACAUAAACGUAAAAUAAAAUAUGAUCCAUCAAAAUACUGCCACAACUUAAAAAAAAUAGGGGAGGAUUUCACAAAUGCUAUUCCUAUAUCCAAUCUCACUUGGGAAUUGGAAGGAAGGAAUGAUCUUAUAACUAAGAAACGGCGAGGAAAGCUUUCUGACCUUUUCAGCCCUCCCAAGAAGAUGAUAAAAGUGCAGAGGGACGAGAGUUGCCCUGUGUCUCUGGCUAUAAGAUCAAGACCUAGUAGGGUAAUAAUGGAAAACCCACACUUAACACAGCAACAGACUGCACAAGAAAUACCUAAUGAUCCCAUUACUCUUAAAUCACCCCAUGUACCUGAUUCGGAUAGUCAGAAACUUAAAAGUAUGUUUUUUCACACUUCUGAUUUGCAAAAUACUGGGAACAAAAAUAGCACGUCUGAUGAUAUCAAUUCUAAAGAUGAAUUAAGACUAAUGAUCACAAGAGAGGGAAACUUAGAGAGAACUACAUGGUCCUCAGUAAGUGAACCUGAAUAUGAUCCCUCUGAAGUUGUAAGGGAUGACUUCAAAUCAGAUGGCCACAAACUUUAUUCUUCAACAGGUUUAGGCAUCAAAAAUAAUGUCUCUUGUCUUGAUAGUGAAGGUAAUGUGGGAAGUGAUUGCAGCUGUGAUUCAGGAGAUAGAGAGGAUACCGCGAUGAAUAAAAACACUGGUGAGGUCAAAAAGAAGACAGAACUUUCACAAAUGGAGAAGUCCAUAUACAGGAAAACUUUUUUGAAAAAUAAAAAAACCUCUGAGCAUUCUGAUCAUUGUAUUAAAGUACAAAAGAGAAAAAACAAUGUGGAGCUAGCCAUCAGUCAUAGAGUUAAGCAUCUUAGUUGUAAGUCCCUGUCCAGCUCCAGCAGCAGUGAAGAUGCUGAUCCUGUGUCAGAGUCAGCGAAGCCUGAGGAAGAUGAGUCUAAGGCCAUGAUGAAAAACUGUCUCCACAUGACUCUUACUUUAGCUGACUUGGGACAUUUGGCUGGCAGUGACCUGAAGGUUCCAAAAGAAGGUACUGAGAGUGAUGGCUGGGAAACCACCUCCAGGUGUGACAGAGCCUCCAAGAGCCACAGGACUUCUGGUGUCCUCCACAGAGGUCGACAGUGUAUUUAUCCUGAAGAGAUUGUGGCUUCCCUUUUAGAAGGAGAACAAAACACCCCUGGAAAACAGAAACCAAAGGAAAACAACUUGAAGUUAAAAAUCCAGGCAUUCAAGGGAGUAGGCUGUCUCUAUGGAAAGGAAUCAGUGAAAAAAUCCUUGAAAGAGAAUGCUGCUUCUAGCAAUAUUAACAAAAAUCAGAAUUCCUUGAAACUUGAGGAUCCCACUAGCAUGUCCAUGGAAAAGGGCUUCCCACAUGGAAAUGGCUCAUCAAGCAAACUGACUCCUUUCCAGUGUGCAAAGAAAGCAGAUGACCCAAACCAUACUCAGCCUCAGAAGAAGCACUUUACUUUUGAGACCCAGAAUCACAAAGUGGGGUCCCCUAGAAGUUCAGAAAAGGGAAAUAGAAAUCCCAUUUCUAGUCUGUUGACAAUAAAAGAUAAGAAAUCUGUAAGUCCUGGUGCAGAGGCCCCUGUGAGAGGUUCUGGUGAAGACUGUUGCCACAGGAGCACAAAGACAGGAGAGGACUCUGAAGAGAGGCCUGAUCUACCCAGCCACGUGGCACCAGAGGUCUCCUCCAGGAGGAACCCUCAAGGGAGCAAAACUGACUUCCCACUUUCUCUUAAUAGUUCCUCAGAUGGUAAUGCUAAGGAUAAGCAUGCUGAAGAUAAUCAGAAGCGUUUGUCAGCCUUAGAGGCAAGGCAGAAAGCAAAAGACACACAAAAGAAGCUGGUUCACAAUGCCCUGGCUAAUUUGGAUGGCCCUCCAGAGGACAAGCCAACGCACAUCAUCUUUGGUUCUGACAGUGAAAGUGAGACAGAAGAGAUGUCCACUCGGGAGCAAAGUCGUCUGGUAGAGAAACCAGUAAAAGAGCUCUCGGGUAGAGCAUCUGGGAAGCUGUUUGACAGCAGCAGUGAUGAGGAAUCUGAUCCUGAAGAUGACAGUAAUAGGUUCAGAAUUAAACCUCAGUUUGAGGGUAGAGCUGGAAAGAAGCUCAUGGAUUUGCAGUCUCACUUUGGCACUGAUGACAGAUUUCGCAUGGACUCCCGGUUUCUAGAAAGCGACAGUGAGGAGGAACAGGAAGAGGCAAGUGGAAAGAAAACCACUGAAAAAGAAGAGCUUGCUGCAGAAAAGUUGAAAGCCCUGGAUAUUGUUCAGAGUAUUUUACAUACCAACUUAAGCAAUUCUACAAGCAAAGGAUCAGUAGCUGCUAAGAAAUUUAAGGACAUCAUACACUAUGAUCCAACAAGGCAUGAACAUGCUACUUACGAAAAAAAGAGAGAUGAUAAACCAAAAGAAAGUAAAGCAAAGAGAAAGAAGAAAAGAGAGGAAGCUGAGCAGCUACCUGUGGUGUCUAAAGAAAUGUAUUAUAACAUUGCUGUGGAUUUAAAAGAAAUAUUCCAAACUGCAAACGACACCAAUGAAAAGAAGGACGUGCCCUACAGCAUGAACUGUGAUGAAGGGAGAGCCCAGGAAGCCCAUGACCCUGUGGCUCCGAGGACGGGGGCCCCGCAGCCUGGCGGGUUCAUCUUUUCCUUUUUUGAUUCACACACUGAAGAUGGAAAGGAAGAGACCUAUAGAGUUGAGACAGUGAAACGUGGUAAGGCUGCCUGGCAGGGAACCCCUCGUUUCCAAGAUAGCAGUUCAGAAGAGGAAGAUGUUAAUGAAGAAACAGAUGACAGAAAGCCCAGCCCUGGAGAAGUAUCAUUACCUGAGAAAGAGACCACCAGAUUUUUCUUUUUCUCUAAGAAUGAUGAAAGACUUCUUGGUUCUGACUUAUUCUGGAGAGGAAUGGGAGAUAAUAUUAGUAGGAAUUCUUGGGAGGCCAGAACAAACAACCUGCGUAUGGAUUGUCGGAAGAAACAUAAAGAUGCCAAAAGGAGAGUGAAACCAAAAUAAAAAGUGUGAUUAUUGGUUUUGAUACUGAUUUUGAACAAGA